GCACGUGGACCUAUCACUCUGCAGUACUUGGAACGUAGAAGGCAGGCUCUAUGUGUCAGCGUUCUCCUAGCGGAACAACGACUCGAGUGGAUCCAAUGAGAUCACGCCGCGUUCUGGGCCCUAUGGUGAGAACAAGCCGGUGAUAUAGCAAGCCUGUUUCAAGAAACUCAACUGCUGCCGGCUCGAGAAGGUCACCAUGAGGAGGAAGAUGUUAUGGGCUCUCUUCUGCCUUGUCCUGGCUCUGCUGCCUUCACAAACGGCCUCUGUAGCAGUCAUGUCAGUUGACCUAGGCAGUGAGUGGAUGAAAGUAGCUAUAGUAAAACCUGGCGUGCCAAUGGAGAUUGCUUUAAACAAGGAGUCCAGGAGGAAAACUCCAAUAGCUGUGUGUUUGAAAGAAAACGAGCGACUUUUUGGAGACAGUGCAUUAGGAGUGUCUGUGAAGAACCCCAAAUUUGUCUAUAGGUAUCUUCAGAGCCUCCUGGGCAAGAAGCACGACAACCCACAGGUGGCGUUCUACCAGAAACGUUUCUCCGAGCACCAACUGGUGAAAGAUGCGAGUCGGGGCACAGUUCUCUUUAGAAACUCAGAAGAAAUGCAGUACUCUCCAGAGGAGCUCCUGGGCAUGGUUUUGAACUAUUCACGUGGACUGGCUCAGGACUUUGCAGAGCAGCCCAUCAAAGAUGCAGUGAUCACCGUCCCGGCCUUUUUCAAUCAGGCAGAGCGCAGGGCGGUCCUGCAGGCCGCACAGAUGGCAGGUGUUAAGGUUCUUCAGCUCAUCAACGACAACACGGCGGUGGCGCUCAACUAUGGUGUCUUCAGGAGGAAAGACAUCAACAGCACAGCUCAGAACAUUAUGUUCUAUGACAUGGGUUCAGGCAGCACGACGGCAACCAUCGUCACAUACCAGACGGUCAAGACCAAAGAUUCGGGCACCCAGCCACAGCUCCAGAUCCGAGGAGUAGGGUUUGACCGCUCUCUGGGGGGCUUUGAGAUGGAUCUGCGGCUGCGGGACCACCUAGCCAAGCUGUUCAACGAGCAGAAGAAGACCAAGAAGGACGUGAGGGAGAACCACCGCGCCAUGGCCAAGCUCCUCAAGGAGGCCCAGAGACUCAAGACGGUGCUGAGCGCCAACGCCGAAUUCAUGGCACAGGUGGAGGGGCUUCUAGAUGAAAUGGACUUCAAGGCCAAGGUGACCCGUGUGGAGUUUGAGGCCCUGUGUGCUGACCUGUUUGAGAGAGUGCCUGGACCCGUACAGGAGGCCCUUAGCUCUGCAGAGAUGUCCCUGGACGAGAUUGAGCAGGUGAUUCUGGUGGGCGGCUCCACCCGAGUGCCUAAGGUGCAGGAGGUGCUGCUCAAAGCCGUUGGGAAAGAGGAGCUGGGAAAGAACAUCAAUGCAGACGAGGCUGCAGCUAUGGGUGCUGUGUACCAGGCCGCUGCCCUCAGCAAGGCCUUCAAAGUCAAACCCUUCCUGGUCAGGGAGGCAGCUGUUUUCCCCAUCCAGGUGGAGUUCACCAGGGAGACGGAGGAUGAGGAUGGCUCCAGGAGCCUGAAACACAACAAGCGUAUCCUGUUCCAGAGGAUGGCCCCCUACCCCCAGCGCAAGGUCAUCACCUUCAACCGCUACACUGAUGACUUUGCCUUUGACAUCAACUAUGGAGACCUCAGCUUCUUGGGCCAAAAUGACCUCAGUGUGUUUGGCUCUCUCAACCUGACCACAGUGCAGCUGUCUGGGGUGAGCAGCAGCUUCCAGAAGCACAUGGAUGCUGAGUCCAAGGGCAUUAAGGCCCACUUCAACAUGGAUGAGAGUGGCAUGCUCCUCCUGGACCGGGUGGAGUCUGUCUUUGAGACCAUUGUGGAGGAGAAGGAUGAGGAAUCAACUCUGACAAAACUAGGAAAUACCAUUUCCAGCCUGUUUGGAGGGGGAUCCUCAGAGCCCAACGCAAAUGUGACGGAACCAGUUCAGGAUGAGGAGGAGGUUCAUACGGAGCCUGGGAAGGAGCAGGGCCAGAAGGAGGAGGCUGUUCCCCAGGAAGAGAAGCAGGAGCCUGGGGAGAAACAGGAGGAGGAAGUCCCAACCCAAGAGAAGACUAUGGGAGAGGCAUUGGACAGCAAGGCUGACCCUCAGGAGGGAGAAAAAAAUGGAGAGGAGGCGGCGGAGGCGGCGGAGGAGGAGAAGGGGGCGGCGGCGGCGGAGGAGGAGAAGGGGGCGGAGGAGGAGAAGGGGGCGGCGGAGGAGAAGGGGGCGGCGGCGGAGGAGAAGGGGGCGGUGGAGAAGGGGGCGGCGGCGGAGGAGAAAGCCAAGCCUCAGAAGAGAACCAAGUUCUCUGAAGAUGUCUCAGUGGAGCUCCAAGUGAACGACAUCCUUAACCCUAGCUUGGAAGCUAUCGCCUCCUCAAACAAGAAGCUCCAAGACCUGACUGAUAGAGACCUGGAGAAGCAGGAGAGGGAGAAGACCCUGAACAGCCUUGAGGCAUUCAUUUUUGAGACCCAGGACAAGAUGUACCAGGAGGAGUACCAGGCGGUGGUGUCAGAGGAGGAGAAGGAGGCCAUCACGACCAAGCUGAGCGAGGCGUCGGCCUGGAUGGAUGAGGAUGGCUACUCUGCAGUCACCAAGGAGCUGCGGGAAAAGCUGCAGGAGCUCAGGAAACUGUGCAAGGCCAUGUUCUUCCGUGUGGAGGAGCGCAGGAAGUGGCCCGACCACCUGGCCGCCCUGGAGAGCAUGCUCAACCACUCCAGCUUCUUCCUCAGGAGCGUCAAACUAACACCAGAGGACGACCAAAUCUUCACCGAAGUGGAGCUGAAGACGUUAGACAGAGUCAUCAACGAGACCAUUACGUGGAAGAACGACACGGUGGCCGAGCAGGAGAAGCGUUCUCCCACAGAGCGGCCCGUGCUGCUGUCCAAAGACAUUGAGUCCAAGCUGUCUCUGCUGGACCGCGAGGUCCACUACCUGCUGAACAAGGCCAAGUUUGCCAAGCCCAGGGCCAAGGCCAAGGCCAACAGCACUGCCUCGGAGAGCAGCAGCAAGGCCAACAGCAGCACCUCGGAGAGCAGCAGCAAGGCCAACAGCAGCAAAACAGAGGAGAAAGUCAUACCUCCCAAUGAGGAGACUAAAGACAAAGAAACCACUAAGGUGGUGCAGCCAGAAGAGGAACCGCCCACCAAAGAGCCCACUGGACAGAACACAGACUCGUCCAGCCAAUCGCAGCCUAAAGAUGAAACUGCAAGUACAGAAUCAACAGAGAAAGACCAGUCGGAAAAGCAUGUAGGGGAUGAGUUAUAACAGCUGGAACUGAGAAGAUUUAAUUGUAUUUAUUGACGAUGUUUAAUUGUUCAAGUUUCCUCCCCAAAAAAAUGUAGGGGGGGGUUGUUUUUCCACCCACAUGUUGAAAACCAGAAAGACAUUGGAUCAGCUCAGACACCUUGAGCUGUCUUAAUCCCCCCUCCUUUCUCAAUUUCUGUUGAUCUUCAUGCCCCUUGGCCACUAUUACAUCUCUCCUCUCACUGACAUGGUGAGCAAGGAGCACUUAGUCUGGAAUAACCAGUGAAUGAACUGAACCCAAGACCUCAAGUUUCUAUUCUACUAUUCUGCCCUUAAGGUUUAGGCAUACUUUCCUGCAUGCAAACAACCUUAUUUUGACCACUGUAUAAUUUGCCUGCAUAGAACAGAACAAGUACCUGAUACAAAAUGUUUUGUUUUGGAAGGACCAAUAAUAACAGAACUCAAUGUUUCCUCCCCUGCAAAAUUCAGCUUUUGUCGCAUUCUGUGAUCAAAAAAGGUAGACUUUUCCUCUCAAGCACGGUUAUCCUCAGAUCUUCUGUGUUUUCUUUGGGCAAAUCUUGCUUCCAUUCACUUUUAAUGUGUUUUGUCUGCUUGAGAAAGAUCUCAUUGGUGUGUUUCAGUUGUCUUUGAAUAUUGAAUUCCUCGCUUAAUGCCUUGUAUUGUCGCUGAGAAAAUGCAAAACAAUCGUGGUGUGUAUUCCGUACACCAUGAGGAAAACUAUCCUCAAAAUAUGAUUGACAACCAUCCACUGUGUUCAUGUGUAAAAUCCAUAUUUUAUGUUUUUCAGAACCCUCUCUCCAUGUUCGAAUUAGCAUUGGUCUUUCUGAAAAUUCAUAACUGACUUAGGAUGAGGGUGAAAAAACAUGUUACCUUGAAUGACAGUUAUCUUUUGAUAUGCAAUACUUGUGCAGUCUAAAUUGUACUCAAUACAGAUAGUUCAGUAAACUUACUUCAAUCACCAAGGGGCUGCCAUGGGCUAUGUUCAAUAGGCGGAAAACAUUGUUGCAAUGGAGUGAAAUGGCACAUUAUCGUAUUCCGUUGCAUAACGUUUUGUUACAAUGAACACUACCCUGGUGUUUGUGUAUGGAUGCCAGUAUGAAUUUGAGGACUGCUCGACUGUGUUGCACUGUCUGAAAAAUAAGCAGAUAAUAUUGUCCAUGUUUCAAGCUGCUUGAACCUCUAACAGAGGUGUCCCACUGGGUAAAUCAACGUUUCCACUUAAUUUCAAUGAAAUGAUGUUGAACCAAGUGGAAUAGAUGUUGAAUUGACAUCUGUACCCAGUGGGAUGAUUUCUGCUCUUUGCGUCACCUCGGGAUGGUUUGUGGGGGGGAAUAAACGGGAAGGGAGAUGCCAACGUUUUUGUUUCUAAACUUUGAAUGAAUGUUUUUUUAAGACGGGUUUUUUUUUUUUACAGAAAUGAUGGAUGGAUGAACAGUGGCAUGUGUAUUUAUUCCCUCAAUCCAUGUCUUUAAAAAAUAAAGUGUCUUCAAAUACA
This is a messenger RNA of Salmo salar (Atlantic salmon), 4778 nucleotides long. It is a transcript of the gene hyou1, whose product is annotated as hypoxia up-regulated 1. Gene Ontology annotation, biological process: negative regulation of hypoxia-induced intrinsic apoptotic signaling pathway; endoplasmic reticulum unfolded protein response. Gene Ontology annotation, cellular component: endoplasmic reticulum chaperone complex. NCBI's taxonomy places the organism in Eukaryota, Metazoa, Chordata, Actinopteri, Salmoniformes, Salmonidae. Gene Ontology annotation, molecular function: ATP binding; ATP-dependent protein folding chaperone. The record is from RefSeq and is a predicted model, not a curated record.